AUGCCGAACGCUGCGAGAUCGCUGAACAUCCUCAUCGUGGGAGCUGGCCUCGGCGGCUUGGCUGCCGGUCUAGCCCUGCAGACCGAUGGUCACAAAGUAACUAUCAUUGACUCGGCGCCCGAGUUCGCAGAGGCUGGCGCUGGCAUUCGUGUUCCCCCCAACUCUAGCCGUCUCCUCCUACGAUGGGGUGUGGACCUGGAGAAGAUGAAGAAGUCUGUGUCCAAGCGAUACCACUUCAUCAGAUGGGAGGACGGCCAAACCAUCGUGAAGCUACCGUUUGAGAACAUCGUGGAGACCCACGGAGCUCCCUACUACCUUGUCCACCGUGCCGAUCUGCAUUCAGCGCUGCUUGAGGCUACGCAAAGGGCUGGUGUUGUCAUUCACAACAACAAGCGCGUCAUGUCUUAUGACUUUGAGGCCCCAAGCGCCACGACGCAAGAGGGAGAGGUGUUCAAGGCUGAUUUAGUCGUCGGCGCGGACGGAAUCAAGUCCAUCUGCAGGCCCCUUCUGACCGGCCAGCCGGAUAUCCCCCGCGAUACUGGUGAUGUUGCUUACCGCAUCCUCAUCCCCGGCGACAAGGUCCUGGCCGACCCAGAGUUGGCCGACCUCAUCACCGACCCGUGCACGACCUCGUGGUGUGGGCCAGACGCCCAUCUCGUUGGCUAUCCGAUUAGGAACGGCGAGAUGUACAACAUUGUUGUCUGCGCAACUUCCUACAACGAGACGACUGAUGAGGUCUGGGUCGUGAAGGGUGACAACCAGGAGUUGUGUCAGCGAUUCUCCAAGUGGGAGCCCAGAGUACGCAAGCUGUGUGCUCUGACCGACCAGUUCCAGAAGUGGCGUCUAUGUGACCUGCCCAACCUGACCCGCUGGGUGCACCCGUCAGGCAAGACGGUGCUCCUGGGUGACUCGUGCCACCCUAUGUUGCCAUAUCUGGCUCAGGGAGCUGCCCAGGCCUUUGAGGAUGCCGCUGCUCUGAGGCAGGUCCUUGCCCAGGACCUUCCGUUGGCCGAAGGGCUCAAGCGAUACCAGGAGAUCCGGAUGCCGCGCGCCAGUCUGGUCCAGGCCAAGACACGCGAGCACCAGUACAUCCUGCACAUUGAAGAUGGCGAGGAGCAGAAGGUCCGGGAUCAGAAGAUGGCGCUGAAUGCGCAGGAGAACCCCGUUUUCUGGGGCUUCGAUGACAGGAGGAAAUGGCUUUUCAGUCACGAUGCUGAGGUCCUGGGCCAAGAAGGAGCCAAUUGGAUGGAGGCUUCAAAGGCCACUGGAGUGGCCGCGCAUUAG
This is a messenger RNA of Thyridium curvatum, 1284 nucleotides long. RefSeq lists its product as uncharacterized. Lineage: Eukaryota; Fungi; Ascomycota; Sordariomycetes; Thyridiales; Thyridiaceae. Gene Ontology annotation, molecular function: monooxygenase activity; FAD binding. Gene Ontology annotation, biological process: secondary metabolite biosynthetic process. The coding region runs from base 1 to 1284 and encodes 427 amino acids. The record is from RefSeq and is a predicted model, not a curated record. The transcript is spliced from 2 exons.